Exophiala viscosa is the source of this 810-nucleotide messenger RNA. Its product is annotated as acetoin dehydrogenase. Bases 1 to 810 code for a protein of 269 amino acids. Lineage: Eukaryota; Fungi; Ascomycota; Eurotiomycetes; Chaetothyriales; Herpotrichiellaceae. Gene Ontology annotation, molecular function: oxidoreductase activity, acting on the CH-OH group of donors, NAD or NADP as acceptor. The record is from RefSeq and is a predicted model, not a curated record. The transcript has 2 exons.
AUGGUCAAGCGAACAGCAAUCGUGACAGGCUCAAGCCGAGGCAUCGGCGAGGCCAUCGUCCGCCGCCUGGCAGUCGAAGGCUACGCGGUCUGCGUAAACGACAUUUCUGCAAACCAGUCCGGCAUCGACAAGCUCGUCUCGGAACUGAAUGAAAAGCACGGCUCAGGCACAGCCAUUGGCGUCGUCGCCGACGUAUCCUCCUCCACGGACGUUCAGUCCCUGAUAAAAGAGACGGUAGAUAAGCUGGGCCCGUUGACGGUGAUGGUAGCCAAUGCAGGCAUUGCACAGGUCGCACCCGCACUGGAACUCUCCGACGAAGACGUGCAGAAGAUGUUUAACGUAAACUUCUUCGGCGUCUGGAAUUGCUACACCCACGCGGCGCGGCAAAUGAUUGCCCAGGGACCCGUCCCCGAGGGAAGCAGCGGAUACAAAAUCCUCGGAGCAGCAAGUAUCGUCGCGUUCAAGCCAUUCCCAUUGCUCGCGCAUUAUAGCGCUUCCAAGUGGGCGGUACGAGGUUUUACGCAGGUCUUCGCCAUGGAAAUGGCGAAGCAUAAGAUCAAUGUCAACGCGUACGCCCCUGGUAUCGUCGGGACGGCCAUGUGGGACAUCAUCGACGAGAAGAUGGGUGCGAUUGAGGGACGUGGCAAAGGCGAAUCGCUCAAGAAGUACAGUUCCGAUCUCACUGCGCUGGGAAGAGUGAGUGUCCCCGAAGACGUUGGCAAUCCGGUGGGCGGGUUCUUGUGCUCAAAGGACAGCGAGUUCAUCACGGGACAAACCAUUGUAAUAGACGGAGGGAUCAUAUUUACUUGA